Molecule: messenger RNA, 1051 nt
Organism: Drosophila yakuba
Lineage: Eukaryota; Metazoa; Arthropoda; Insecta; Diptera; Drosophilidae
Gene: SdhCL
Exons: 2
Coding region: 106-903 (265 amino acids)
Biological process (GO): tricarboxylic acid cycle; mitochondrial electron transport, succinate to ubiquinone
Cellular component (GO): membrane
Molecular function (GO): succinate dehydrogenase activity; electron transfer activity
Source: RefSeq, a predicted model, not a curated record
ACACUUCAGAUAUUUUACAACUGUUUUAAAAACAAACUAGCUUUUCCUAAUAAGUAUUUGUUAAACACUUCUGAAAUUUAUUUGACUAAACAUACAUUUAUUAAAAUGUACACUUGUCGCUCCUUGGCUCGAAGUCUGAAUGGUUGCACUCCGCACAUAAGGCAAUUGCUCACCCGAAGACCAUGGAUCCCGGCUCGUCUUCUGGCUAAUCCAGCAGCGAAGGAUCAAAAGGUGAGUGGACCCACGACAAUUGGACCUAGUGGCGAUAUCCUGGUCCCACCUGUGACUUUGAAAGUGAUACCCUUUCGUAUGCCUCCCGACUUGCCCUAUGACGAUCGAAAUAUGCUGCUUGGAAGGGAGCUAUCGCCACAUUUGUCCAUCUACAAGAUUCAAUUGACCUCCACCUUGUCCGCAUUUCUACGAAUCAGUGGGUUUGUUCUGUCCGUUUUCGUUUGGAUCGUGGGAAUCGGUGGGCUUUGCUUGCAAGGCGAUAUGGAAGGAUUUAUAAAAAAAGUCGAACAAUGUGACUGCCACGGCAUGGUGACAAUGGCCAAGGUGAUGGUAGUUUUGCCAUUUGCCUACCAUACAGUCGCCGGCACUCGCCAUUUGAUCUGGUACUUGAACAAGUUCCUCACAAUACCGGAGAUCUAUGCCACCGGCUAUGUGUCUGUGGCUCUAUCCAUCGCUCUGGCCGCCUUUUUGCUGGCCGUAAAUGUGGGCGAGAAGGUUAAGGAGGAGGUUGUGGAUCUGACAAAACCCAAAAAGGGCCAGAAGGCUAGGAAAGAAGACCCGAAGGAUGCGAAGAAAGAUCCGAAGAAGGAUGCUCCUAAGGAUACCAAAAAAGAGCCCAAGAAGGAGGCAAAGGACAAGAAAAAAGAUGACGAAGGCAAGCCUGCUAAGUAAUCAUAAACGAUUGUUUUGCGUUUUAUUAAUUGACUAUAUUUCGAAAGACUUAUUGGAUUCAUAACCACCAUGCAAAAUGCUUUUCAAAUUUAAAUGUCUUAAAUCUAUAAAGUAUGUUUUAAUUAUAUAAUAUAAUUAUAUUUUUAUA